CGUCUUGGUUUCGGUCCUUUUUUGGUUAGGUUGUUGCUUCUUAGUGCUUUUUUUUUUUUUGCCGAUCUGAGGAGAGGGAACAUGUUCUUCUCUGCCAAUCAACUACGUUGUUUGGGAGUGUUCCGGCUUUCAUCACUUCGGAUUCUGGAGUUCAGGUUUCGAGGCUCAAAAUUGGCUUUUCAAUAGUUAUAUGGUCUCUAGGGUUUGACAAAAGAGUUGAGUGAAAUCCUAAUGGCUAGGCUGAUUCCAGCGGUGCUUAAGUUUGUGGUUUUAUCGGUUCUUUUGCACUUGAUCCUUUCAUUAUCUUGUCUUUGUAGUCGAUCAUUCAGGAUUUGAGGCAUGGGAAGCCGUGUCCGAGUGAUGAAACAGAUAAUUCAUGAAAAAUGUAAAGCUGUUUGGAAAAAUUGACGACUUUGAUAAGUAGGUGUUGGAAGAAAAGUAACCUUUAGCUAACUAGCAUUCUCAAUUUUUCCUUCCAAGGAAAUUUCUGCUAUGGCUGAUACACAAUCAGUUGCUACAUUAAUCGAUUCUACUACUUCAAAGCUACAACAAUUGCACCAGGCAUUUGCUGAACUCGAGAGCCACAGUGCCAUAUCUUUGAACUUGAAAUGGAAAGAGCUUGAAGAACAUUUUCAUGGCCUUGAGAGGUCUCUAAAUAAAAGGUUUGUUGAGCUGGAAGAUCAAGAGAAUGAAUAUGUUACACAGCUCAAAGAGACCCAAGAGAUGUUAGAGAAACGGGAGGCUGCAGUUGUAGCUAAGGAGCUUGCCUCCCUUGAUAAACUGCAGGAAAAAAGAGAUUCUACCCUUUCUGCUUUAUUUGAUAAAUACAAAGCCUGUUCCCUAGAACCCAUUGCUGUUGGUGAGGGUGUCACCAUUGGGAUGGCUGACGAUGUUUUGAAUGUGAACUCUUAUGUCACACCUGCCAUUUCUAGCACAGAUGUGUGCUCUACAGAGAAUGGAAAUGAAUGCAGUGAACAUCCCUCAGAGCUGGUCAAUCUCUGUAAAGAAAUGGAUGCAAAAGGCCUCCUUAAGUUUGUUUCAGACAAUAGGAAAGACUUGAAUUCCAUACGUGAAGAAGUCCCAUUUGCUCUUAAAGAGGCACCCAGUCCAUUCAUUUUAGUUUUAGAUUGCCUGAAGGGUUUCUAUGCCGGAGAGAUUCUAGGGUCAAAAAAGGAUGGCAACCUAUUGGGUCAGCGAAGGACUUGUCUCAUGUUAAUGGAAUCACUCAAACAACUAGCAGAUGCUAUGCAGGGUUCCCUAUCUGAUAAACAAUUACUGACACAAGACAUUAAAGAGGAAGCAAAGGUGAUAGCUAAAGAAUGGAAGCCAAAAUUGGAUCACCUGGACAUUGAAGCCAGCAGUGGAAAUUCAUUGGAAGCACAUGCAUUUCUUCAACUCUUGGCUACUUUUGAUAUAAUCUCAGAAUUUGAACAAAAUGAAAUCUGCAAACUGAUUCCAGCUGUUACACGACGCCGUCAAACUGUUGACUUGUGUCGUUCACUUGGUUUGUCACACAAAAUGCCAGGUUUGAUUGAAGUUCUUCAGAACACUGGGAGGCAAAUUGAGGCUGUUAAUCUUGCAUUUGCAUUUGAGCUUACAGAGCAAUUCCCUCCAGUCCCAUUGCUUAAAGGGUAUCUUAAGGAGGCAAGAAAGGUAUCUCAGGUCAAAGCUGGAAGCAUGUCACCUGGUGCACAGAAUGAAAUAAAUGAACUUGAAUUAUCUGCUCUUAGAGCUCUCAUCAAGUGCAUUGAGGAACAUAAGCUGGAGGAGCAAUACCCUAUUGAUGCACUUCAGAAGCUGAUUAUACAACUGGAGAAAGCAAAGGCUGACAAGAGGAGAGCUGCUGAAGCUGCAAAGCCACAGUCCAAGAGACCUCGUGCAGGCGGCAGUAUUUACAAUCCUCGUGUUACCAGCAUGCCCAACAAAAGCUUCUACCGAGCACCCUCUGAUAGGUUUGUGCAGCCAUAUGAUAGCCCUGAGAGGUUCCCAUUCCCUUACGAUCGGCAGUAUAUCUAUGCCACUGAAAAUCAUUAUCCUACUGUGCUGGGCUCUGCUCCAUACACCAUCUCCCCUACACAUACCCCUUACUAUGGAAAUGCUUACCAGGUUCAGUACCAGACUGCCUAUUUACACUAAUGAAGAAAGCUACAAUGAUCAUUAUCUCUCUAACUACUAGCUUUCUAACCCACUGGGUACCAUAUGUUAAUCAACUAAAUCCGCAUAGCCGAGAUAUGUUAACUAAAUCUGCAUAGCCAGAAUAUUUAUCUUAUCUGUAUUAAUGUAUGUGUGUUUAUUAUGAUUGAAGCAGAUGUUUUCUUCUAA
Zingiber officinale is the source of this 2322-nucleotide messenger RNA. RefSeq names its product FRIGIDA-like protein 3. The transcript has 4 exons. The coding region runs from base 493 to 2136 and encodes 547 amino acids. The record is from RefSeq and is a predicted model, not a curated record. NCBI's taxonomy places the organism in Eukaryota, Viridiplantae, Streptophyta, Magnoliopsida, Zingiberales, Zingiberaceae.